Chlamydomonas reinhardtii is the source of this 1655-nucleotide messenger RNA. RefSeq lists its product as uncharacterized. The transcript is spliced from 8 exons. The coding region runs from base 251 to 1267 and encodes 338 amino acids. The record is from RefSeq and is a predicted model, not a curated record. Gene Ontology annotation, molecular function: structural molecule activity; protein binding. Lineage: Eukaryota; Viridiplantae; Chlorophyta; Chlorophyceae; Chlamydomonadales; Chlamydomonadaceae. Gene Ontology annotation, cellular component: nuclear pore outer ring; Seh1-associated complex. Gene Ontology annotation, biological process: cellular response to amino acid starvation; positive regulation of TORC1 signaling.
GUCGUGUAGACUGGCUUGCGCUUGGUCAUCAGUGUAAUUGGUUUAGCUGCUGUGUACAAGUACAGAACUUGGCGUUGUCCGUGUCUUUAUCGCGGGGUUGAGCGCUGGACCGUAGGCGGGAACAAAAGGACGACGCCCUUUAGGCCCACCACGUACUUGCUUUGAACACUAAGUCAAUAACAGUAACGCUGCUUGCAAAUUAGGCGGGCCUUUCCUUCGGGUGCGCCAGGCGCGAUCCUGUGCAGGUGCUAUGGCGACCGUGAAGGAGACCACCGUUGUGCUAGAGGAGCUGGCGGGGCCUGCAGUGGACGUAGCAUACGAUGUGUCGGGGCGACGCAUGGCCACAUGCGCGGCCACGCCAUCAGGCAGCACAGUCAUCCAGGUGCAUGAAGCGGGGCCGGGGCCAGACGCCUGGACGCAGGUGGCGGCGUGGGAGACGGAUCUGUCGGUCACGGGGCUGGCGUGGGCGCACCCCGAGUACGGCAGGGUGCUGGCGGGCGCAACGACCUCAGGCAGCGUGCUGGUGUGGGGGCAGGUGCCUGAGCUGCAGCCGGGUGCUGCGGCGAGCGUGUCUGACGAGGGGCCGGGCGGCGGCUACUACCAGCCCCUCGCAGACCUGCUGUGCGGGACAGGGCCGUGCAGGUCGUUGUGCUUUGCGCCGCGGCAAGCGGGUCUGGUGCUGGCGGCGUUAAUGGAGGACGGGCACGUGUGGGUGCACGAGGCGGAGGACGUGCUGGCGCCACGCGUGUGGAGCCUGCACAGCAAAGUCAAGGCUGGGCCCUCUGGCGUGUGUCAGGGCCUGAGCUGGCGGCCGUUCAGCGCCGGCGUGCCGCCCAUGCUGUGCGCGGGCGCAGGGCCACAGGCGCUCGUGUGGCAGUAUGUGCUUGCGCUCAACUCUUGGCAGGUCGUGGCGCGGCUGGACUCGGGCAACGGGCAGGACGUGGCCUCGGUGCAUUGGGCGCCGCCGCUGGGGCGGGCCGUGGAGCUGCUGGCGGUGGGCGCGGGUCGCGACAUGCUCAUCUUCAGCCUCUCGGGCGACACCGCCGCGCUGCAGGUGGAGCAGCUGGCGGCGCUGGAGCAUGACGCGCCGGUGUGGAAGGUGGAGUGGGACCUGUGGGGCAACCAGGUGGCGGCCGCCACGGAGGCGCGGCAGGUGGCGGUGUACCGGCCCAACCUGGUGGGCAGCUGGGUGCGGCAGGUGCUGGUGGCGGGGCAGGAGGUGGAGGACCAGGAAGAGGACGACGGCGAGGAGGGCGGCAGCGACUGAGGAGGGACGAAACUGCGGGGAUGCGGAGGUAGUUUUGGUGGUAUUGCAAGGAGCAAGGGGCCAUGGGAGCCGGUGGGGGUGAUGGUGGGCGGAGGAGGCGCAAGGCCCAAGGGUAGUUGGCGAGCGUGAAGAUGUCGCGGCCGCGGAGGGGUAAACCACUUUGUUGUAAAUUCGCGACUGUCGGGGCUUGAAGGCGAUUGCUUAGCAUGGGUGUCCUCGGGCUCGUGUGACGGGGCUGCUUUGAACUGUGGUCUCGCACGAAGUGUGGCCGUGGGACCCAGGUGCACAUGCGAACCCUUGGGCCACACCUGCGUCUGCUACCGCAACUGAACACCAGCCUACUCCUGUACAAUGUAUGAUCGCGUGAACCUUUACAGCUUUACUGCCU